Messenger RNA from Trichobilharzia szidati, 1661 nucleotides. Lineage: Eukaryota; Metazoa; Platyhelminthes; Trematoda; Strigeidida; Schistosomatidae. The record is from the annotation of a GenBank genome assembly.
GUGUAUUUUGAAUGUUUACGUAACAGCUGAUAGGAGGAGAAAACAUGAACAAUCCUAUUACUACUACUACUACUACUAAUACUACUAAUAAUAAUAUUGUUAAUGAUGAUGUUCUUGUUCUUGUUGAUCGUGAGACAGACACAUAUAUUUCAGUGUUUUAAUCUAACCUUUCCUUGUAAAUGAUAUAUAUUUAUAUAUGCAUUAGUUUCAUAAGUGACUGAGCAAGCACACGAUUGUAUGUGUACAUGUUAAUCAAACACUUUUUUGGGAUCUAUUAUAGAAACAGAAAAGAAUCUAGUUGAAUAAUAAAAAAUUCUAAUUACACGUACAUAAAUAUCUCAAAAUUUCUUCUGGUUUUUCAUCUGUGUGUUCUUAUAAACGUUUGGAUUAACUGUGACACUAAAUGCAUAUACAUAUAUUUAUAUAUAUUUAAUGUGGUUACAUAAUAUUUAAUUGAUUACAAUGACAGAGAGAACAUCAUCAAUGAAUAAAACAAAUAAACGCUUACAACAAACCCAAGCACAAGUAAAUGAAGUCGUUGAUAUCAUGAGAGUAAAUGUUGAUAAAGUAUUAGAAAGAGAUAAAAAUCUCUCAGAACUUGAUGGACGAGCUGAUGCAUUACAAGCUGGUGCUUCACAGUUUGAAGCAAGCGCUGGUAAACUGAAAAGGAAAUUUUGGUGGAAAAAUUGUAAAAUGUUGACUGUAUUGGCUCUGCUAGUGUUGAUUUUAAUAAUCGUACUUAUCGUAUGGAUUGUUUCUGAACAAAAAAAUGAAGCUGAACGGAAAUCACACGAAUCUAAUAACAAUAAAAGUAAUUCUAUGCAUAAUUUGCAACCUUCAUUAUCGCAACCAGUGAUGAUUGAGCCUACUAGACAAGAGAAACAAAAGCUGCCACCAGCGUCGUCAUACAUGAUGACUGGGCUGAGUAAUCAUCAAGCAGGAGAACAACACGGGCCUCCACUGCUGCCGCCAUCGUCUGGAUACCAUCAUUCAAAUCCAACGAAAUUUAAACAAUCUGAGAAACCACCUUCCCCCACCUCAUCAUCAUCAUCAUCAUCGUCUUCGCCGUCAUCACCUCUGCCAUCUCGACAUCAUUCUGAGAAUAACGAGGAAAAGAUACCCCUUGUUUGACUGACUUUAUUACUAUUAUUAUUAUUGUUUAUUUUGUUUAAUUUUGAGUUGUCAUCUAUGCUUCUUCAGGAGUGUGUGGGGUGGGGUCAAGCACCUGGUGAAUGAAUGAAUCAAUAAAUGAAAUGGGCAAUGAAUGAUAUGCGUCUGUGUGUGUGUGUGUUUGCGGAUGUGUAAACACUCGAAACAAAAUACGCCACUAACAUCAACAAUAUUCAUCAUUUGUGUGUGUCUUUGUGUGAGCACACAUGUGACAAGGUGUUUUAGUAUCCUUUCCCUUACUUUUCACAAGACAUUUCGACUUUCCUCUCUUUCUCUCUCAAAUCAUGCAUUUAUGCAUUACAAUUUGUUUUUAUUGUGUGUGUAUGGUUUUUGUGUAUUUGUUUGUGUUCAUAUUUUGUGUUUGUGUGUAUGUAUGUACGUGUUCAUACGUACGUAUGUCGAGUAAAUGACACGCACGCAAACAUUACUCUUUCUCUCUGAUGUCCUCUUUCAAAUCACAAACUUUAAAAAAUAAAUCUCUGGGUGUCCUA